AUGGCCAAAACUGCGCAUGAAUGUCAGACCUUUGCUGAUCGGGAGCUGUCUCAGCAAACUGAGCUACUUCACCAGGCACUUGAAUCUGUGGACACGGCACUGAAGGAAAAAAACAAAUCCUUGGCGAAGCUGAAUAGCUUAGAUCAGUGUCUAGAUACUUUGGGCGAUGAUGAGUUAAAGAGUUUGACCGACAAGCUUUUUCAGGAUCUCGAAACUUGGGUUGAAGAAAACUACGGAGCGCUACACACCAAUAUAGAAAUCUCAGAAGAUCGUGACAUCCGAAGCUCACCUGACUCAGGCAUAGAUGAUUUGCCGGGCCCGAUCGGCAUAUUGGCAGAUGUAUCACGGUGCAUUUUUAAUGUCAUACUCUGCCGAUUCAUGGUUGGAACUGGGAAUCCUUCCACUUUGGAUCAAGCCUUCCGCAUGCUUGACACAACCGUACAAGAAAUAUGCCCUACUUCUGUUUUGAAACACUGGCGUUCAGCCACAAGCACUGCAUCCUUGUCCUUUGGAAAGUCUGAAUUGAAGGGUAUUCUUGAUCAUAUGGUUUGUGAGAUUGAGUCUCGGUACAUUCCUACUGGGCCAUCAACUGCGUUUGGUACAAAACGAAGAAUCCAAGGUCUCAAGAGCCUGCUAUGGCGGUUUAUACAUCUCAAAGGGAGAAUGGAACGCCAAGAGUCUCUUUACUAUUUUCUGUGGAUUAUACCCAGUAUGCCGUUUCGUGACGAAAAUAUGAUACGUUUCCCUAGGCCUGGUGAUUCAACUGGAAUUGUGGAACGAAGUCUGUCACCGGUAUUAUACAAAUUGGCUUCGGGCCACUCGCAACCAACAGUCGUCCGUCGAGGGCUAGUCAAAGUUAGGGAAAACAUCACCUGA
Penicillium angulare is the source of this 876-nucleotide messenger RNA. RefSeq lists its product as uncharacterized. The record is from RefSeq and is a predicted model, not a curated record. NCBI's taxonomy places the organism in Eukaryota, Fungi, Ascomycota, Eurotiomycetes, Eurotiales, Aspergillaceae. The transcript is spliced from 2 exons. Bases 1 to 876 code for a protein of 291 amino acids.